Sinocyclocheilus anshuiensis is the source of this 879-nucleotide messenger RNA. RefSeq names its product serine/threonine-protein kinase prk-2-like. Gene Ontology annotation, biological process: protein phosphorylation. NCBI's taxonomy places the organism in Eukaryota, Metazoa, Chordata, Actinopteri, Cypriniformes, Cyprinidae. Gene Ontology annotation, molecular function: protein binding; ATP binding; protein kinase activity. The coding region runs from base 1 to 879 and encodes 292 amino acids. The transcript has 5 exons. The record is from RefSeq and is a predicted model, not a curated record.
AUGUUGAUGCUGCAAAGGCCUCCGUUCUGCGACCAUGCCAUACAAUUAUAUGACUGGUUUAUCAUGGACAAACAGAAUGUCUUGAUAAUGGAAAAUCCGCAUCCCUGUGUGACCUUGUGUAAGUUCAUAAAAAAAAACAGAGGUCACCUGAGUGAAGAAGAGGCAAGACUCAUCAUGUGGCAGCUCGCCGUUGCUCUGUGUCACUGCUGGGAUCGUGGUAUUUUUCUUGAAACAGAUCUGAGUAAUAUUCUCAUCAACACGGACACCCUGCAGUUAAAGAUAAUUGACUUUAGAUACGCAGAGCACAUCAUAAAAAAACGAAGUGAAGAAGCUUAUUUAGAGGCAAGGCUCAGAGUGCCUGCUAAAUUGCAAGCAGCUGAAAACUUAUACUUCGUGCUGGAUGCGCUCAUCAAAACAAUAAGACAUCUGUGUUGGAAAAAAGCACACCUGUCCAGAGAAUGCACAGAUCUUCUUCGGAAACUUGGGCAUGGAGGGCCAUCAGCGAUUGACACCUUAGAGAACAUCUUAGAUCAUAGGUUGUCUCUAGGAAAACUGGCUUUUGAACAGCUGGAAAAAGGGAACCUGAUCUUCUAUGAGGAGGACCUGAAAGAGAGCGGCAUUGAUGUCAGAGAAGUGUCCGUGUACUCAGGAGUUUGUACCCAGAUCUUCAGAGAGGAGUUUGGGCUGCAGCUGGGGAAGGUGCUGAGUUACUGCAGUAUUGGAGAGGAAGGCUGUGCUGCUCUGAGUUCAGCUCUGAGAUCAAACCCCUCACACCUGACAGAACUGGAUCUGAGUCGUAAUAAACCAGGAGACUCAGGAGUGAAGCUGCUCUCUGCUCUACUGGAGGAUCCACACUGUAAACUGCAGAAACUACAGUGA